AUGCCCAAAAAACGUGGAAAUAAAGUUAAAGUAAAUUAUGCAAGUGCAGGUAUUGAGCUGUAUAUAACAGGAGCUAGGGAAUUUUUCUUACCAAAUAAUAACUCUCACAACUGGGAUAAAUCGGUCAAUUGCAUAUGUGUAGCCUGGCUACCAUAUGAAGAUCCUUUAGAAAUAUUCAGCUUUCAACAAGGUAUUAGAUGGGAUCCAGUACUAGGGAGACGCUGUACAGGUGUAGCUAUUGCCAGAUCUUGUACAACAGAAGGGAAAAUAAGUGCGCUUGAAUGUGAUUUUACUACAUCUAUUCAUAUUUUAAAUGUUGGGGACGUAAAGUAUGUAGCAAAUACUCCAGUUUCAACUGAUGAUAAUAAUAAGUAUGAAACCCCUAGUGUUAAUGAUGCAAUUGAAUUAAGGGUAAAAUUCCCUCAUGACCUGUUCAGUGUGACUUCUCAAUCAUCUAAUUUUGAACAAGACAAUGAAGAAUCAAUGAAAAUACCUGAAUAUUUUGAUGAGCCACUUCCAAUAUUCAUAUCUUUGGGGUAUAUUUCAUCAGUAAGCGGAGAUUGUGUAUUUCGUUCUGCAACUAAAUGGAGAUGUCCAUUGAAUGCAAUUGGUGAAGAACCCUAUAAUUUAAUUAGUGGUUCACCAAUAUCUUGGAUUGGAUCGGCUAUUUUAUUUAAGAAAGAUUGGCUUAAAACUAGUACGUUGAGACGUACAUUUCCAUUUGUACUUUACCCUCAUCAGAAACUCAUGGAUAUCGUAUACAAACACCGUAGUAAAAUUCUUCAUCCUUACCUUACCCAAAGAGAUACUAAUGAACAAUAUAACUAUCAGCUUCAGAGUUUACAGGCCAUUAUUGAAUCUUCAAUAACAAAAUGGAGAAAUGAAGAUAAAGAGGGAGUUGGGAAAAUUCUACUUAAAUCAAAAACAUUCGUCUCAUAUCCUCUAAAUUGUACAGGAGCAUUGAGACCUUUAGUCGAAAAUUUUAAUAGGAAAGAUCUAGAAAAUUCUUUUUUUUUGGCCAGUUUAACAUGUAUUGAUAUUUUGUCUAUUUAUGAUAUCCCGAGUUGGAGUGAUAUGCAGGUAUGGGAUUUUUAUCAUUCUAAAAUCCAUGUAUGUGCAAUAUGGAAGCAUGAAAGAGAUAUAUUACUUAAUAGUUCAAAUCCUUUUGAUUUAUUUCCAUAUCGUUUUGUUGAAAUAAAUGGACCACCAUCUAAUCAAUCAUUUUCCAGUGAUGAAACAGUAAGAAGCAGUGAUGUGAGGUUUACAUGUUACUUUUCUGGCCGUAUAUUUAUGACUCCAAUUCCUGGAAGUGAACCUGAUUUAUAUUUGUUUAUGUUGAUUAAUAGAAGACCAUUUGCAACUUUAUCUGAGCCCAUUAAAUUAUCAAGGCAAGAUAAUUGUAGAUUUGGAAAGGAACAACACUGUAAGUUAAAAAGAAUAUCUUUUGAAAACUUGAACAAUGACUCAGAUAAAGAUUCCAUUUCAAGAGAUAAUGAAUUAAAUAAUAAAUGUGCUGGCAGUUUAGUUUGUAAAUUAUACUCUUGGCCUCAUAAUAGCAAAUAUUUAGAUAAAAAACAAUAUGCAUAUUUGAAUUUAAGACCUCAAAAAGGCAUAGUUUAUAAUUUAUUAUAUGAUUAUAAAACUAAUAUGCCAGAUUUAUAUUCUGCUCCGACUUUAGGACCAUAUGGAGUAUGGACUGGUUUUAUUCCUAAUCAAGAUAAAUCAUUGGGGAAACAAGAAGAUAAUGAGAAGGGAUUAUUUGGAGAAGCUGUAUACAAGGUUAAGGUUGAAGAAGAAUAUUCUAAUUUGAAAAAUGAUAUUGACUCUACUACUUUAGAAAUAGAAUCCCAAGUUGAUUACAGCUCAGAUGAUCUAUCAAGUAAAAUAUCAGAUAUUAUUGAAUAUGAUGACAAUGAUGAGAUUUAUAGUAAUAAGCCUUUUGUUUCAUACAUGUGCACAGCUACAGGUAAUGGAAUUGAAAUGGGUAUAGCAGGUGAGUGGUUACAAUUUAUAGUUCAAUGUCGUGAUGAAAAAGGAGAUAAAGUACUAAAAGGAAAUGGGAAAUUAUUUUUACGUUUAAAGUCAAUUGGAUUCUUGAGCUAUUCAUUUACAGCGGAACCUCUGGGUUUUAAAUCUCACAAUAGGUCCGAAAUAAAAAGAACUAAAGCUUUAGUAAGCGUAGAAGGGUCUAGUAUUUGCCACUUUAAUCUAGACGAAUUAGAUAUUCCAAUAGAAUGGAAUGCAACUGAAUCUUAUUUUGGUAUUUAUAACUGCCGUUAUAGAUGUGAAAAAUCAGGGAGAUAUUUAUUAGAAGUGUUAUUGGAUGGUUUGGAAAUUGCUGGUUCUCCAUUCAGUAUUAUAAUUACUCCUUCAAAUCCUAUUGCAAAAGCUUGUUCAACAAUAGGAGAAGGUACUAUAACAUGCCGAGCUUGUCCUAGUAUUGAUUAUAUAACAAAUAUUAAUAGAUUAAAAGAAAGUAAUGGAGUAAUUCCUAAAUAUAUCAAUUCAUUUAUUGUUGUUUUGCGCGAUGAGUAUGGUAAUAGAAUAAACUCUGGAGGUUACAACGUAAGGGCAAGAUGUAAUUCUCCAAUGGGAAUUAUUCAUGCAAUAUAUGACAAUUGGGAUGGUUCGUAUACUAUAUAUUAUACAGUUCAUGUAGAUAAGAGCAUUCAAGAUCUAGAUCUAAAAGUUAUUUCAACAAUAGAGAAAAGUAAUAAUUCCUAUAUUAGUACUAGAGGAGAAGGAUUAACAUCUACAAUGCGUGCAAUAAAACAAGCUAUUGGAGAUAAUCAAGUAGUUAAAAAUGAUCGAAUUAACUUUAAUGGAAACGACAUUAAUUGGUCUAAACUUGGUUUUUUAGGAAAUGAUUUGCAGCAUAUAUCAGAGAAAUUUAGUGAAAGUACAAAUUUUGGGAGCUAUGAAACAGAUUUUGUAUCAGUUCCUUCAAUUUCAUUACUAUCUGAUUUUGAAAUAUAUGUAUAUUUAGAUGAUACUACAAUAUACGGGGUACCUUUUACUCCCAGCUUAACUAAUUUACUAGAAUUGAGAGAAUGGUAUGACAUGGUAGAUUCUGUAUCUAAAGAUAGUACUGAGAAGAAAAUUGAAAAGUUAUUAGAGCUUAAUGAAUUUGAUAAAGCUAUCGAACUUAUGCAUAAUUUAGAAAAAAAAUAUCUACAUAAUAUUAAGGAGAUUAUACAGGAAAUUGAACGUGAACCUAAUGAACAUGAACGUUUAAUGGAUAAAGUAGUUAGCCAACAAAAUGAAUGGGCAAAAUUACAAAAUCACAAGGUUCAAUUAGAGAUGAUUGUGAAAGACAAUAGUGAUCGAGAAAGACUUUUAAUUACAUUUGCAAAAUAUCUUUUGAAGCGUUUGGAAGCUCAGAUGAUAAAACGGCAGCAAGUAGAUUCAGACAUGUUUGCUUAUAGAGUACUUAAAGGAAAUAAUUUAGAACCUUUAUGUAGAAAUUUGGAGAUUGAAUAUAAUAAAUUUCAGCAGCAAAGAACUCGUGAAUUAUUACGUUUAGUUACUCUAUUAGAAAGUAGUAAAAUAAAUUCCUUAGAGGAAUUAAUGGAACUUUAUCAACUUAUAGCAGAUGAGUUGAGAUCAUUAGGACGUGGUAAUCUAGCAACUCAAUUUGAUUUAGUAAAUUCUUGCCUUAUAGAAGAACAACAAUUGAAAACCAUUCGUUCUUCUUUGCAGCAUAAAAGUAAUUUGCUACAUAGUAUGGAAAAUAUUAUUACUGAGCGUGAAAAGGCACUGAAAGAUAUUUCAAAAAAUUUCACUAGCACAUUAGAGCUUGAGAAACAUGAUCGUAAUUCAAAAAAUUAUAUAGAAGAAAAUAAAAUUUUUAUGGAUACAGUAAAUAUUAAACCUGGUAAAUCAAUUCAAACAGAUGAUACUUUAUCACUUACUGAUACUAUUAUCGGACCAUUAAUUGAAGAAAGAUCACUACUAAAGAGAAAUAUAAAUCAAAAAAAUAAUAAAGUUUUGAAUAGUUUUUCAUUAAAAUCAGAACAUAGAAAUUUAGGAAAACAGUCAGAUUAUGUAGAAAAUAUUAUAAAGCAUUACUGGAAACCUUUAAUGGAAUGGGAUUUAAAAUGUUUUGUAAAAAUUCUUAAACAAUGUCCAAGAAUAGCUAUUUGCUUGCGUGAAUUAUUUUGUUAUUUUGCAAACACAAUGUGGUUAAAUAAAAAUACCCCUAGUCAUAGUAUGUCUAAUAUAGAAAACCCUGAUAAAGUAUAUAUGGGAGAUAACAAUAGUAUAACAAAUGUUAAUGUUGGUGCGCAAGGAAUGAACAAUAGUAGUUUCGGGAUAAGAUCUAGGGGAAUGGGAGGUAUAGAGAUGAACCUAUUAGAUAAUAAUUAUUCUAAAUCUAAUUAUAAGUGGAAUGUUGAAAUACCAAUUGUAAAUUCAAAUGAUCCAAAGAAAUUUAAAUAUAGAAAGGUAAUUGGAGUAACUAGACAUGGGUUUAGACGGUUAGUAUACUCAUUAGAUAUAUGUAAAGAAUUCUUGGAAUCAGAAAAAAUAUUACGUAAGUUAUUUGAGAAAUAUAGUUGUGAAAGGCCUACUUCAAAUAUCUAUUCUAGUAAACAGAGAGUUAGAGUAAUACCACAAGAGUUAUGGAUUCCAUUAUUAAGAGAAUUAGCUUAUAUUAAUGCACUAAUUAGGUAUGAUAUUUUAAGAAAAAAAACACUAGGUGAUGAUGCAGUCUUACGCUUAACUAAAGUUAUAGAUGAUGAGACUGGUAAAAUUGAUUAUAAUGUAUGGGAAAAUACCCCAGGAUCACCGAUAACAGGAAAAAGUACAUCGAAAGUAAUAACAUCGAAAUUUAUGAACCUUUCACUAGGAAGUUCUGUAUCUAAUUUAAAUUUGGGGAUGGGGAUGCCAAAAAAAGUAGCUAAUAAAAAUACAAGUGGACUAGCAGUUACACAGGAUAAUAUCCGUGAUUUAAAUAGAGUAACUGCAUUUAGACACUUUUGUGAAUUACAUUUGAUACCUUUAUAUAGAAAUAUAUUUGGAGAACAUGAUUUUACUAUAUUAACAAUGUUGCCUCCUAUUAAUAACUAUUUAAGGUCUGAAAUUUCUUUAAAGAAUAGUUCAAAUAAUAAUACAGAUAAUAAACCUCAAAAUGUGGGAAAAGGGUUAUCCGCUGCACAACAAUUAUAUGACAGAUAUGAGUGUACAAUAGAAAAUUGUCUUAAGAUAGUUACCUCUCAAUUAAAAGUAGCUGAUAUUAUAGAUAUAUUCUUAGAUAUUGCAAUGAAAAGUAUGAGAACUCAUGAAUUUGAUAUAACGAGAGAUAUGGUGCAAAUGAUGAGAAAUAAAGAUAAAAAGUGCGAUGAUAUACUUAUAAAUUAUGGAGUAACACUACAUGAUUAUAUUAAACCUUUACACUUAUACCAAUAUUUAUGUAAUAUUGGUUUUAUACCAGGACAUAUUACUGGAUCUGAUCUAUUUAAUAUUAUUGAUAAUAUUUUGGAUAAAAAAGAGAGUUUUACUCCAGUUCCUUUACCAUCAACUUAUUGUGUAUCGAAAUAUUUGUCUUUAUUGGGUUUUAUUGAGGCAUUUUCAGUAUGUAUAUCAAAAGGUAUUGUUGACAAAUUGGCAGGUUCUAAAUGGAGUGAGCAUGACAUUAAAACAGAAGUCAUAGAACACCUUAUACUUUAUAAAUUACAAGAGUAA
This is a messenger RNA of Cryptosporidium muris RN66, 5682 nucleotides long. RefSeq names its product filamin/abp280 repeat family protein. The record is from RefSeq and is a predicted model, not a curated record. Bases 1 to 5682 code for a protein of 1893 amino acids. The transcript is spliced from 2 exons. NCBI's taxonomy places the organism in Eukaryota, Apicomplexa, Conoidasida, Eucoccidiorida, Cryptosporidiidae.